AUGAUCUUUAUAACUCGAGUGGCUGAGCUGAUUCUGUUCGUUAGAUGCUGGCUCGUCUCUGCUCAAAGUAAAUGUCGUAAAGAAGUCAGUGUGUACAUAAACUUCAAGAAUGGAAGUUCUUGUACCCGAUAUCUUCCUCAAUGGAACCUAGCACCAAUCACUAAAGAACAUAUUCAAGAAACCAACACUUGUACAACGACUUCAUCUUUGAAAAUGAAAACGGUGAUUGCUUUUUUGUUCCUUUUGGGAUUGUUGGCAAUUCAAUCUGCAGCACUACGCACACUAAAGGAUGAGGCUAUGGUAGAGAGACAUGAGCAGUGGAUGAGUCUCCAUGGCCGUGUAUACAACGAUGAUGCAGAGAAGGAAAGGCGAUUCCAGAUAUUCAAGAACAAUGUAGAGUUCAUCGAAGCUUUUAACAAGGCUGGAAAGCUGCCUUACAAGCUUGGUGUCAAUCAAUUUGCAGACCUUACCAAUGAGGAAUUCAAAGCCUCUAGUAAUGGAUUUAAAGCUUCCUCCUCGCUUAAGUUGAUCAGAGGUGCAUCUUUCAAGUAUGAAAAUGUGACUGCUGUGCCUGCCACCAUGGACUGGAGGAAAAAAGGUGCAGUCACUCCAAUUAAGGAUCAAGGACAAUGUGGAAGUUGCUGGGCAUUCUCAGCAAUUGCAGCCACUGAAGGAAUUACCAAACUCAGUACAGGAAAGUUGAUAUCACUCUCUGAGCAAGAAAUAGUGGAUUGUGACAGAACAAGUCAAGAUCAGGGAUGCAAUGGUGGAGAAAUGGAAGAUGCCUUUGCAUUCAUAGUGAAAAACAAAGGAAUUGCCUCUGAAGCAACUUACCCCUACACAGCAGCUGAUGGAACUUGCAGCAAAACUAAAGAAGCUGCUCAUGCAGCCAAAAUCGCAGGUUAUGAAAAGGUACCUGCCAACAAUGAGGCAGCAUUAUUGAAAGCGGUGGCUAAUCAACCAGUUUCAGUUGCCAUCGAUGCAAGUGGCAUGGCUUUUCAAUUCUAUACAAGUGGAGUUUUUACUGGAGACUGUGGAACUGAUCUAGACCAUGGUGUUACUGCUGUAGGAUAUGGCAAGGCGUCUAAUGGUACCAAAUAUUGGCUGGUAAAGAACUCAUGGGGCACAAGCUGGGGUGAGAGUGGAUACAUAAGGAUGCAACGUGGCAUUUCUGCCAAAGAAGGCCUCUGUGGCAUUGCUAUGGAUUCUUCCUAUCCAACUGCUUAA
Messenger RNA from Coffea eugenioides, 1227 nucleotides. RefSeq names its product senescence-specific cysteine protease SAG39-like. Gene Ontology annotation, cellular component: lysosome. NCBI's taxonomy places the organism in Eukaryota, Viridiplantae, Streptophyta, Magnoliopsida, Gentianales, Rubiaceae. The transcript has 3 exons. The coding region runs from base 1 to 1227 and encodes 408 amino acids. Gene Ontology annotation, molecular function: cysteine-type endopeptidase activity. The record is from RefSeq and is a predicted model, not a curated record.